Neodiprion fabricii is the source of this 1733-nucleotide messenger RNA. RefSeq names its product adenylyltransferase and sulfurtransferase MOCS3 (gene Uba4). Gene Ontology annotation, molecular function: URM1 activating enzyme activity; adenylyltransferase activity; thiosulfate-cyanide sulfurtransferase activity. Lineage: Eukaryota; Metazoa; Arthropoda; Insecta; Hymenoptera; Diprionidae. Gene Ontology annotation, cellular component: cytoplasm; cytosol. Gene Ontology annotation, biological process: protein urmylation; tRNA wobble position uridine thiolation. The record is from RefSeq and is a predicted model, not a curated record. Bases 386 to 1696 code for a protein of 436 amino acids. The transcript has 5 exons.
GAGAUCAUUUAGCGCACGUUUUAAAAUGUGAAAAUCUCGAACGUGUUGAAUCAACGUUCUAUGAAUUUAGCUGCGAGAGCGUUUUUAUUCGUUAUAAUUUUGCUGUGAAUGUGAAAUAUUGGACCACACCACCACAAAGUUUCGAAUGAGUGAAAUUUUUUCAAUUAAUUUAUACGUAGAAGCGUCGAAAACAGUCGACAUCUCAGCCAAGAUGUCGUCCAUGGACAAUUCUAAAUUCCAUUCCUAAUGACAUUGUCAUGUCGACAAAUUCAGGAUUGGGUUAGGUCAGGUUAGGUUAAGAAAUCUGCACGUUCUCGGAACAGGUUUUCACUGGCUCGCGUCAGUAUCGAAGUUGAUUUUGGUUUCUGAUAGAUAAUUCUAAGCAAUGAACGAAGAGGAAUUAAUACGAGAAAUUGUCGCUCUUACAAAGACAUUACGCGAGAAGAAAGAUACGCUCAGACGCGUACAACGAGAUAAGCAUGUAGUUCAAGAAUGCGGCUUGACCAAUGAAGAAAUUGGCAGAUACAGCAGGCAGAUUUUAGUGCCUGAAAUUGGGGUGAAAGGUCAAUUAAAGUUGAAGAAGUCAUCGGUGCUGAUCGUUGGCGCUGGAGGCUUGGGAUGUCCUGCAGCAUUAUAUUUAGUUGGUGCUGGCAUUGGGCACAUUGGUAUCAUUGACUAUGAUGAAGUCGAAACAAACAAUCUUCACAGGCAGUUAUUACACUCCGAGGAGAGCAUUAGGGUCCCCAAAGUCGUGUCGGCUACAGCGGCGCUGACUCGGUUGAAUAGCAGCGUCAAUAUAACGCCUUACAAGAUGCAGUUGGACAGCAGCAAUGCUUUGGAAAUAGUAAAGCAGUAUGACGUUAUUUUGGAUGCUACCGAUAAUGUCGCUACCAGAUAUCUAUUGAACGACGCUUGCGUGUUGACUGGAAAACCGUUGGUUUCUGGCUCUGCCUUGAAAUUUGAGGGACAAUUAACUGUGUACAACUAUCGGGGUCCCUGUUACAGAUGCGUUUUUCCAACCCCACCACCUCCCGAAACUGUGACGAACUGUGGAGACGGAGGCGUGCUGGGCGCAGCUGUAGGAACAAUCGGCGUUCUCCAAGCCUUAGAGGCGAUGAAAAUUAUUUUGGAAAUGUCCGGCGUGCUGGCUGGCAGAUUGCUACUAUUUGACGGAACAGAGACAUUAUUUAGAAAUGUGAAAUUGAGACCAAAGAAUCAGAAUUGCUUAAUAUGUGGAGAUAAUUCGACAAUCGAUAAGCUGAUUGAUUACGAAGAGUUUUGCCGGGCCAAAGCGAAUGAUAAAAAUCCAGGUUUAAAAUUGCUCAAAGAAUCUGAGCGACUCUCUGUUAAAGAGUAUCAUAAGUUUGCUGACAGCAGUGCAACAUCUCAUGUACUAAUUGAUGUUCGGUCUCACGAAGAAUUUGAAAUAUGCAAAUUGCCCAAUUCUAUUAAUGUUCCAUUCACCCAAAUUUCUAAACCUGACAGCCAUGCACUUGUGGAACAAGUUAUCAGAAGUAUGAGAAAUGGGGAUACUCCUAUAGACGUAAUUGUGAUAUGCAGACGUGGUAAUGAUUCCCAAAAGGCGGUGAAAAUUCUCAAAGGAUUGAUCAAUGACGAGGCUGUAAACAUAAGAGACGUAAUCGGCGGUAUUCACGCAUGGGCAAAGAACGUCGACCCGACAUUCCCAAUCUAUUGAUGUACAAUAUCGUUGAUAAACCUCCUUUAAUUUCCUA